CCUGUGGAAAAUGCCUCGGGUCAUUGUCCGCUGUUUGCCAGGCGCUGUUGCGCUGCCUGCUAACUCUGCACAGCCAUCAUUGACCAGCUGGCCGGCUGCCCUCAUGGCAAAAGAAGAGUGUUUCACUCCAGUUCGCUUGGCUGCGAUAGAUGUCGUUGCUGCCUCCCUGUAAAGUCAGACAUUUCUUGGAGAGCUCAUACUCUCUACACAGGCAUCCUCUUCAUGACAGCCGCCACAGUCCUUUGCGAGAUUCAGAUCGUCGUCACCGAGCCUAACCCCCUACCGCAGAAGAAUCGCUCGCGUCGUCAUGCCAGCUCCGGUUCACUCACGGAAAAAUGCCUCGGGCUCCUCACAGAUCAAGGUCAACGGCGAACAGCGCAUUCGCAAACCGGCCUUGAAGCCUGACAAGUGGGGCGAGGUUAAGAGCAUCGUAAAAGAGUUGUAUAUCGAUCAGGGGAAGACAUUGGAGGAGGUGCGUGAUAUUAUGUUGCAAGAACAUAGUUUCGAGGCGAGCACAUCAAUGUUUAAACACAGGGUCGGUAUCUGGGGCUAUUCUAAGAAUCUGAGCAAGAGUCACCUCGAGGAGGCCGCAAGAGAGGCCAGACGCUGCUCUCACCAAGGACUAGAUCCCCCGGUGGACAUGACCAUCAAUGGUCAGCUUGUACCUUGGAACCGCGUCCGGCGCCAUUUUGCAAAAGACCAACGAUAUACAUGUCCGUGGCUGCGAAAUGAGCCUCAGUCGAAAGCUAGCAUUGCCCGAAUCAUGCUCAGACCAUCCCAAGUCGAUCGUGACACUGAGCUUCUUCUUCAGAAUGUGGGUGCUUAUUGGUCCUGCACCAUCAUGAAGCCAGGCAAUCGUGCGUUACUCAAAGCCAAACGCGCGGCUGAGGGGGUGGAGGCUGAUCCGAACGACAUACUCUGUGGAAUUCUUGGUGGAAUGAAUCUAAUCCGCUGUGGCUGGGGGCAAGAAGGGAGGUUCGAGAUCAACUCUGCGUGCGCAGCCAUCAAAAAGGUGUUGUCGCUUGAAGAACCCGACCUUUUGAUCGCGAUGAUUGUCCUUUUCUCGACCAGGACGGGAAGUCUUGAGAACCACGACCCCCUUUUCGAGCAAAUUGGCCACUACUUCGCAUCCAUGGCCCGAGAGGUUCUCAAACCGCGUCAUCCCAUGAUCACGAUCUUGACCAUGCUAGCGAAGCUGGAGUUGACCCGAGACUUCAAACAGGACACACUGACAGAACUCAUGUUUCAAUCCAUGGUUGAUAUUGUCGAGAAAGGAAAAACCAAGGUCGAGAUUGACCGUUGGUACUUGCAUGUCCUGGAAAUUCGUUACAUCGACCACAUACAAAGACGUCUGAGUCGGGCAGAGGCCAGGAAACUCUCAGAAGCGAAGAUGCUCGAUCUCAGUCAAUCCCCUGUCGAGAGGAAUGUGGGAAAGCUGCUACUGAUGAGCAACCUGGCUAGAUCGUACGAUGCAGAAGCCAGGGAGUAUGGGGAGAUGAGUAAGGCGACUGCAUGUGUGAGCGAAGCAGAGAGAGCGCGACUAAGGCGCCAACAGGAAUGGUGUGAGACUCGAGCGGAGAAAACACGCCUUGAAAUCGUGGAAUUAGGGUGGAAAUUCCCCGGAGAUCAUGGACGAAAGGGUUGUUGCAUCCAUGCUGCCGAGAAGCUGGCCCAGCUUUACUUCAACAAGCAUGACUUUGCAAAGGCAGAGAAGUAUUAUGCGUUCGCACUGAAGUGGGCGUUGCAGAAAUUUGGCAAAGAUCAUGUCUGGGUUCAGCUACUUCUGAGGCAGUGCCGUGCUCUUCGGAGGAUGAAAGAGGACGGAAUGUUUGAGCCAGUAGUGAUUGAGAUGGACGAUGUGGAUCGAGCGAUAUUAGCCGAGGCUUUGGAAGAGCCUGGUGAGCAGCAGCAUAUUGCGUAUGAGGCUGAGUGGGAUUAUGGACCUGAGCCACAGUGGAACCGUCGGGGUCGUUGGGAGAUGCGACCAAGACGGCCCUCCGUCUAUUCCCUAGACGAGGUAUCGGACACUGUGGACGAUCGAUUCCCAGCAGCAAGCUGCGAAGAAGCUAUCGGCUUGCAGUUGGGAAUGGAAGAAGUUGACGACACCCGGCUUGAUGGCGCAGACUGUUUAGAGGACGCUAGUAGGCAGAUGGCGUGCCACAUCAGAACUCCCUGUCAGCGUGAUCAAGAGCAGACAUGGCUUUCGGAUGACUUGGACAUGGACGGACUGCCGCAGGCAUAUGAUGACAUGGACGCGGACGAUAUAACCUGCCCUCAUGACUUGGAAUGGAGUGAGGCAGUCUAGUGUCAGGCAAGGCUGCGUUCUCCUUUCCAGUCAUCUCCAAUCAAGCCAAAUUUCUCUCAAAGGGCGCAGAAAUGCAUACGACGAGGACGCGAU
Exophiala xenobiotica is the source of this 2398-nucleotide messenger RNA. RefSeq lists its product as uncharacterized. The coding region runs from base 308 to 2305 and encodes 665 amino acids. The transcript is spliced from 2 exons. The record is from RefSeq and is a predicted model, not a curated record. NCBI's taxonomy places the organism in Eukaryota, Fungi, Ascomycota, Eurotiomycetes, Chaetothyriales, Herpotrichiellaceae.